Messenger RNA from Physeter macrocephalus (sperm whale), 1586 nucleotides. It is a transcript of the gene MORN3, whose product is annotated as MORN repeat containing 3. Bases 352 to 1125 code for a protein of 257 amino acids. The transcript has 6 exons. The record is from RefSeq and is a predicted model, not a curated record. NCBI's taxonomy places the organism in Eukaryota, Metazoa, Chordata, Mammalia, Artiodactyla, Physeteridae.
GGGCUCGCCCACCAGCCUUUGGCCACCGGGCCGGUGCACCAGCCAGUACUGGACCUCCGCAGGCCCGAAGACGUCUUUCCUCGCCGCGGGAGAAUCUGCAGCCUUCCCCACACGCGGCCCCGAGCUCACAGUCUCCGCAGGAAGGGGCGGGCCCUGCCGGCUGGCUUUGCUGGGGCCCCGCGUUGCCAUAGGGACCCUGGCAGGGCUUGGGACGCCGGAACGCGCGCUGCGGAGGACGAUCGAGGCUGGAGCCUGCGGGCGGCGACUCCACCGCUCUCGGCCCGGGACUCCAGAUGCAGGAUCCGCCCCGCGGGAGAGCGCAGCACCCUCUGGCCCACAGAAGCAGCCAACAUGCCUAUCUCCAAGUGCCGGCCAAAGUCGGAGCCCCUGUGGAAAGCGUGGGACCAGAAGGCCCAGAAGAACGGACCGAGGCACCAGGUGUUCGCUGUCAAUGGCGAUCACUAUGUGGGCAAGUGGAAGGACAACAUGAAACACGGGAAAGGAACACAGGUCUGGAGGAAGAAUGGAGCCAUCUAUGAGGGGGACUGGAAAUUUGGGAAGAGAGAUGGCUAUGGCACCCUCAGCCUUUCUGACCAAGAGACCGGAAAGUACAGGAGAGUCUACUCAGGCUGGUGGAAAGGCGAUAAGAAAUGUGGCUAUGGGAUCCAGUUUUUCGGACCCAAGGAGUAUUACGAGGGUGACUGGUGUGGCAACCAGCGCAGCGGAUGGGGCCGCAUGUACUACAGCAAUGGCGACAUCUACGAGGGCCAGUGGCGCAACAACAAGCCGGAAGGGGAGGGCAUGUUACGCCUGAAAAACGGGAACCGCUACGAAGGCAACUGGCAGAGAGGCAUGAAGAACGGGUUGGGGCGCUUCUUCCACCUGGACCAUGGUCAGCUGUUUGAAGGCCUCUGGGUCGACAACAUAGCCAAGUGUGGCACGAUGAUUGACUGGGGCCGUGAUGAGGCCCCCAAGCCCACCCAGUUCUCCAUUCCUGAGGUGGGAAGCUCUCCCGGAUCCCGGGGCCGCACGCAGCCCAGGGAGAGACAAAACAGCACCCGCAGCCACACCCAGCCUGGCCGAGCCCAGCCAGGAAACAGACAAGGUCAAAAUUCUAGAUCCUGACGGCGUGUUGGCGGAAGCUCUGGCCACGUUCAAGAAGACACAGGAAGAAGGAGAUUGAUGCCAGGUGAGAGGCGGGCACACCUGCCACCCUCUGAUGUGGUCCGGGCAGCUCCUGGGGCCUCCUCUGGCCUAGGGGCUCCGGGGCUUGACCAGAGAGGGUGGAUUUCCUGCCUCCCACAGCCCUGCUGGUCGUUUUUGCUUCCUCCCCUUCAAAGCUCUUUUCCCUGCAGAAGUCCCGCCAAAUCCUCCCAUGUGCACCCUGGGCUCAAUCGGAUUGGAGUCAGGUGGUCUGCUCACCCUGGAGGGCCCCGGGCCUCCACCUGCCUAUCUGUCUUGUGGGGCCUUGUUCAGUGCUACCCCUCCUGGUGUUGGUAUAAGUGGGGUCGAGGAGAGAGCAUUGAUACAGCAUCUUGGAGACGCCAGCCCCGCCCACCCCACCCCCCUUGCCCCUGCAGAAAGAA